Messenger RNA from Lodderomyces parapsilosis, 729 nucleotides. RefSeq names its product putative acireductone synthase. Gene Ontology annotation, molecular function: acireductone synthase activity; magnesium ion binding. NCBI's taxonomy places the organism in Eukaryota, Fungi, Ascomycota, Pichiomycetes, Serinales, Debaryomycetaceae. Bases 1 to 729 code for a protein of 242 amino acids. The transcript has a single exon. The record is from RefSeq and is a predicted model, not a curated record.
AUGACCAUCGACACUAUUAUUCUCGACAUUGAAGGAACUGUGUGUCCAAUUUCAUUUGUCAAAGAUACGUUGUUCCCUUACUUUAUUGCCAAACUCCCUGCUGAGCUAGCUAAGUUUGAUUAUCCAUUGAACCAAGUUGGGUCUGACAACCCCAUAAUCAAUAUUUUAGACAAUCUACCUUCAAAUAUAACUGAAUCAGCACAGUCAGUUUACGACUAUUUGAAAAAUUUAGUGGAUUCCGACAUCAAAGAUCCCGUGUUGAAGUCGUUGCAAGGUUUGAUCUGGACUCAGGGUUAUGACUCUGGUGAAUUGAAAGCUCCAAUUUACCCUGACUCCAUCGAAUUCAUUGAAUCGUUUCCUAAUAGAAAGCGCAAAAUUUUUAUUUAUUCUUCGGGCAGCAUUGGUGCUCAAAAAUUGUUAUUUGGACACGUGGAUAAUGGAACAGACAAGUCAAUAGAUUUGAAUAAAAAAUUGAGUGGUUAUUUUGAUAUAACCACAGCAGGUCACAAGACGGCAUAUACAUCGUACUCAAAGAUUUUAAAAGAGAUUGGAAAGGAAGAUGAUCCACAGUCGGUACUUUUUCUAAGUGACAAUGUGGACGAGGUGAAGGCCGCUUUGAAAGCAGGAAUAGAAAGCUACAUCGUUAUCAGACCAGGUAACGCACCAAUUUCAGACGACGACAAACUGAAAUACAAGACAAUUACAGCAAUGUCACAACUAGGCAUAUAG